GGGUGUGGAGGGCAAUGAGAGGGGAUUUUGAGGGUUUAGAGAAAAGAUGAGUGGUGGUUCAUUGGGAUUGGGUAUUCGUUCUGGUAGUAAUGGUUCUUUGGAGAAGCAGCUACAAAACGGAGUGUCGUCUAUUCAAACAGCACGCAAACCUUCCAAGAUGCUGAAGGAGAAAGAGAGGUUGUUCCAUUGGAUCUGCAAGUUUGCUGGCAGAAAGAAGGUUGGAAUGCUGUUUCUCUCUGCCAUCUCCGCUGCUGUUUUCGUCUGGGUUUUGUACGUUGGAAAAGGUGAAGAUUCACAGGAGGGAAACAGCGUGCAGAACUUUAACGUUAAUGAAAGUAUGUCUAUAAGUGAUUCUCCAUCUAUGAUCUCUACGGGAAAUAUCAUGGGCUUCACUACACGUUUGGUACUACCCCCUCCUCCCCCAAGCUAUUUUCUGGGUUACACUCUUCCUCCUGGGCAUCCGUGUAAUAGUUUCAUACUUCCUCCCCCACCAGCUGAUAAAAAGCGUACCGGGCCACGGCCCUGCCCGGUAUGUUACCUUCCUGUGAAUGAAGCCAUUGCUCUUAUGCCAAAGUUUCCCUCACCUUCUCCGGUACUUAAGAAUUUAACAUUUAUCUACGAGGAAAAUCUAAGCAGAGAUGGAGAAUUUGGUGGUUCAGACUUUGGUGGAUAUCCUACUUUGAGGCAGAGAAAUGAUUCUUUUGAUAUUCGAGAGUCAAUGAAUGUGCAUUGCGGAUUUGUAAGAGGAAUCAAACCUGGACAGAACACAGGAUUUGACAUGGAUGAAGAUGACCUCCUAGCUAUGGAGCAGUGUCGUGGCAUAGUUGUUGCAUCAGCCAUAUUUGGAAAUUUUGACGAGAUAAAUGAACCGUCAAAUAUUAGCGACUAUUCAAGGAAGACUGUAUGCUUCCUUAUGUUUGUAGAUGAAAUAACAGAAAAAUAUUUGAGGAGUUCUGGCAGGCUGGGAAUCAGCAAGAAGAUUGGUUUAUGGAGAAUUAUUGUUGCUCGUAAUCUUCCUUACACAGAUGCAAGGCGCACAGGAAAGAUUCCGAAGCUUCUGUUGCAUAGAAUGGCUCCUAAUGCCCGCUACUCUAUAUGGAUUGAUGGAAAGCUUGAGCUUGUUGUUGAUCCAUAUCAAAUUGUUGAAAGGAUUUUGUGGAGGAACAAUGCAACUUUUGCGAUAUCUAAACAUUACAAACGCUUUGAUGUAUUUGUUGAGGCCGAGGCAAAUAAAGUUGCUGGAAAGUAUGAUAAUGCCUCCAUUGACUUUCAGAUCGAGUUUUACAAGAAUGAGGGACUGGCUCCAUAUACAGAGGCCAAGCUUCCUCUUAUAAGUGAUGUUCCUGAAGGAUGUGUAAUAGUACGAGAACAUAUUCCUAUUAGCAACCUCUUCACUUGUCUUUGGUUCAAUGAAGUUGACCGAUUUACUUCUAGGGACCAGAUUAGUUUCUCAACUGUCAGGGACAAACUUUUGUCGAGGGUGGAUUUUCAUUUUCUCAUGUUCUUGGAUUGUGAAAGACGCAACUUUGUAGUUCAGAAAUACCAUAGGGAUCUAUUGGAGCGCCUGGCUGCACCAGUAAAUGUUGCUCUCACUCCUCCACCUCCACCUCCAUCUCCACCACCUCCUCCUCCUCCAUUGCCUGUGCUUGAAGCUUCUCCUGAAAAGGUUGUUAGGAGAGGCCCUGGAAGGCAUAGGAGACCGGGUUCUAGGCGCCACCGCAAAGUUGUGGCUGGAAGUAGGGACAUUGAACCAAAUUAAAAGUUUUUGUAAGGGUGUUUAUAUGAUAACUUUUUUUUUUUUUCUUUUUUCGGCAUUCCACCUACAAAAAUCAUUCAUUGCAGAGCUGGAGGGAAAUUUUGGAAGAUGAGUGCUGUAUUCAUUCCACAUAGACGUU
This is a messenger RNA of Gastrolobium bilobum, 1895 nucleotides long. Its product is annotated as probable hexosyltransferase MUCI70. The transcript has 9 exons. The record is from RefSeq and is a predicted model, not a curated record. NCBI's taxonomy places the organism in Eukaryota, Viridiplantae, Streptophyta, Magnoliopsida, Fabales, Fabaceae. Bases 47 to 1759 code for a protein of 570 amino acids.